ACGGGGCCCGGAAGGGGCCGCGCGGCGCCGGGCGGCGGCGGCGGUGAAGGUACCAUGUCCACCCGGCGGCUCCGCAGCGAGGACUACAAUGACUACAGCUCCACAGAUGUCACACCAGAAGGGAGCCCACCUGAGGGCAUGAAUGGUUUUGCCCAUCCUGAGUCCUACCAGCGCUUCGGGGAGAUCAAUGGGACAACAUGGUACCAGACCUUGAUCCACCUCUUGAAGGGGAAUAUCGGCACAGGCCUGCUGGGGCUGCCUCUGGCUCUGAAGAACGCUGGCAUCUUGUUAGGGCCUCUGAGUCUAUUUGUGAUGGGAGUCGUUGCUGUGCACUGUAUGAGCAUCCUGGUGAAAUGUGCUCAUCACUUCUGCUACAGGUUCCAGAAGCAGUUUGUGGACUAUGGGAAUGCUGUGAUGUAUGGACUGGAGUCAACUCCCAGUGCUUGGCUUCGAACACAUGCCGUCUGGGGAAGGCGUGUAGUGGGACUCUUCCUGAUCCUCACUCAGUUGGGUUUCUGCUGCGUAUACUUCGUCUUUCUAGCUGACAAUCUGAAACAGGUCAUAUCUGCAGCCAACAGUACUACCAAUGACUGCAGCUCAAACAAAACUGUGGCCCUCACCCCCACGAUGGACUCCCGGCUCUACAUGGUUUCCCUGCUGCCUUUUGUGGUGCUGCUCACAUUUAUCCAGAAUCUCAAGGUCCUGUCCAUCUUCUCCAUGCUGGCCAACGUGGCCAUGCUUGGCAGCCUCGUCGUGAUCUACCAGUACAUCAUCAGGGGCAUUCCCGAUCCCAGUGACCUGCCUCUAGCAGCAGCCUGGAAGACCUACCCGCUGUUUUUUGGCACUGCAAUCUUUGCUUUCGAAGGCAUCGGAGUGGUGUUGCCGCUGGAAAACAAAAUGAAGAAUCCCCGGCAGUUCCCGGUGAUCCUCUACGUGGGGAUGGCAAUCGUCACAGUCUUGUACGUUAGCCUGAGCGUCCUGGGGUACCUGCGCUUCGGAGCAGAAAUCCAGGCCAGCAUAACACUCAACCUGCCCAACUGCUGGUUAUACCAAGCUGUCAAGCUGCUCUUCUCCUUUGGGAUUUUCUUCACGUACGCUGUGCAAUUCUACGUGCCUGCUGAGAUCAUCAUCCCUCCUGUCAUCGCACGAGUGUCAGAGCGCUGGGGGUGGCUGGUCAACCUCCUCCUCCGGACAGCCUUGGUUGGCAUCACCUGUGUGCUGGCCAUCCUCAUCCCACGCCUGGACAUUGUCAUCUCACUGGUGGGCUCUGUGAGCAGCAGCGCGCUGGCUCUUAUCUUCCCCCCGCUGCUGGAGAUCGCCACCUACUACGCUGAAGGCAUCCACCCCCUUGUCGUCAUCAAGGAUGUUGCGAUCAGCCUUUUUGGCUUUGUGGGCUUUGUGGUUGGGACCUAUGAGGCACUGGUGGAGCUGGCUUCUCCAUCUGUGGUUGUGAACACUACCAGUGCCUCGGUGCAGUGAUGGCUCUCCUGCUUCACAUCCCUCUCUGGAAGCUGUGCUGGAGCCUGGUAACACAUGGGGGAAUGCAAAAAUAUUUUGGCUUCAGGAGGAGAAGGAUGCUAUGGAAGAGCUGUGACCACAAGAAGAGUCUCCUGCAGCUCGUCUCCUUGCUGGAUGAUAACUUAGCAUCUUGCUCUGCUGCCUGUGACCUGCUUCCCAUUUGCUCACUCUGCUUUGGCCAGUCGCUGCUCUGCCAGUCUAUGAGGCUGCUGACUUCUGCAGACUUUGCCAGCAGCCAUGUGGGUGGGUAGUUCAGCCACUCCAAAAGCACUCUAUUUUAUUUUAUUUUAUGAUCCUUCACCUCCUUUCUACUCUCUCGGGACUCCUGUAGCCACAAAGCUCAUCCCAUCUCCUCUGAAUCUUUUCUAGUGAAGAUAUCAGCCUGCUCUGGUGUUGCUGGGUCACAGCAACAGGAAACUUCUUAAGACAAAUCCUCGAUAUGGGAGUCACUCUAGGGGUGACAGCCAGGAACUGGGUCUGGCAGGAGUGGAGGGAGGGAGCUUGAGCACACACUACUUCCUGAACAAGUGCAAUAUUAAAGACCAUUGCUGCACAUCAUCUUUGGAAGGCUCUGUCUGUUCCUGACAAGGUAUUGGAGCAAGGCUUGGUCACUUCACCAUGCAGCUGAUGAGGUGAGAUACAGAUUUGCACUCCAGAGUCACUUUGUGUUGGAGCCUCAGAGACCCCUCCAGGCUCAAUGGUUUGUAGCAGAAAGCUGGCUGCAAUUGAUGGGCACCUGCUCUAGGGCUCCUUGAUGCACUGGUGACACGUCCCUCGCUGUCCUUCCACACGCACAUUAUCACUUUGGUGAAAGGGUUGGCUUAAGUCGGUGCUGAAGGGAGCGCACCGAGUCACUUGCGUUUACGUGCUGAACGCCGGGAGCUGCACUGCUUCGUUUCCAGGAUUGCUGGCCGGAUAUGUAGUGUCCCAACUUACUGUGCAAUUGCCAGCGAAGACCUCGCUUCUGUGGUGGCUGUGGGAUAUCAUGGGAGCAUUAAAUGGUUUGUGAGGUACUUUGUUUUAUCAUGCUGAAGUAAAGAAGUGAUCAGCAGAGGAUGCUUGGAAGUGGGAGCUAGCGACGUUGCUGGGACUGAGGAGCUCUGGUGAGCCACGAGAACCUGAUGCAGGACUGAGUGAACAUUAAAACUUGACACUUAUAUAUUGUUGGCUGCUCUAUAACCAAGGAAACUGUAAAUACAGAAAUGAUUAAUGUACGUGUUUUGUGCCUAUGGAUGUUGUCAGUGUACAGCAUGUGUAGCUGCCCCGUGGAAGAACUUGUCUCUGGUGCUGUACCUAAAUUGUGUAUCUCCAGUCAAUAAAUAAUAUCUAUUUUUUAAGUGAAAA
This is a messenger RNA of Rhea pennata, 2862 nucleotides long. Its product is annotated as proton-coupled amino acid transporter 1-like. NCBI's taxonomy places the organism in Eukaryota, Metazoa, Chordata, Aves, Rheiformes, Rheidae. Gene Ontology annotation, biological process: proline transmembrane transport; L-alanine transport; glycine transport. The coding region runs from base 55 to 1479 and encodes 474 amino acids. Gene Ontology annotation, molecular function: L-proline transmembrane transporter activity; glycine transmembrane transporter activity; L-alanine transmembrane transporter activity. The record is from RefSeq and is a predicted model, not a curated record. The transcript is spliced from 12 exons.